Molecule: messenger RNA, 775 nt
Organism: Dioscorea cayenensis subsp. rotundata (Guinea yam)
Lineage: Eukaryota; Viridiplantae; Streptophyta; Magnoliopsida; Dioscoreales; Dioscoreaceae
Product: probable serine/threonine-protein kinase fhkB
Exons: 2
Coding region: 5-691 (228 amino acids)
Source: RefSeq, a predicted model, not a curated record
UGGAAUGCAGAAGACCACCAUGAAUAGUGGUGUUUGUGUAAGAGGAAGCAAUUCGGAGGAUUCAUCUUGUGAUUUUUAUGGUUUACUCGAAGAUGUAGUGCAGCUUGAGUACCAUGGUAGUAGAUGGAAUCAUGUAGUACUUUUUGAGUGUACGUGGUUUGACCCAUUAAAUGGCACCAAGGUUCAUCCCCUAUAUAAGUUGGUUGAUAUUAAUUGUAAAAGGUUCUAUCAAAAGUAUGAUCCAUUUGUGUUGGCCCAACAAGCCACUCAAGUGAACUAUGUUGCAUACCCGAGCAUGAAGAAAAACAAAGUUGAUUGGUUGGUUGUGUGUCCCACAAAAGCUAGGGGAGUGGUUGAGACAAGUUGGCAAGAAAAAGAUGCAUCUGCAUAUCAAAUGGAGGAAAUCCAGUGCACAACUUGUGUUAGUACUAUGGAAGAAAUUCCUCCUUUGUUUGACACACAAGGCAUACAACUUAUUGUUGACUUGUCUGAUCUACAACCCAUUUCGGAAGGUGAAACCGAGGAAGACAAAGAAAAUGAGCUAACAGAAAAAGAAGAAAAUGAACAAAUUGAUGGUGAUGUUGAUGAUGGUGAUGGUGAUGGUGAUGAUGAUGAUGAUGAUGUUGAUGAUGAUGAUGAUGAUGAUGAUGAUGAUGAUGAUGAUGAUGAUGAUGAUGAACAUGACUUUUAACAAACUACGCACUAUUUUGGAAAAAUCUUCUUUUGUAUUUCCUUUUAGUGGGUUGAUUAUUUCACUUGAAGCGUGAUGGAUCGU